GGCUCCCUCACGCAGCCCGGCAGCGGCGAUCGGCAGAGCCCUCCGCACCACGGCACCCCCGCCCCGCACGCCCACCGCCGGGAGGAUGGGCAGCGGGCGGCGGCACGGCAGCCCCCGUGCUCCCUGAAGCCGAGGAAACAAAGGGAGCGAAGCGGCAGCGAGCAGCCGGGCCGGGGUGGAUGCAAGCAACCAUGAAAGGCUGGGUCUCCGCCUCCUCCUCCGCUGCUGCCAGAGAGCUGCCGGCUGCUGCUGCUGCUGCUGCUCGGAGGACUACACUGUAAAGGGGGCGGAGGAGAGGCCGGCUGGGUUUGCCGUGCGAAGGUAGAAGGUGUAAGGGAAAGGCGGAAGGAAAAUGUCUUCUUCGGUGGGGCCCCGCGGCCCUCGCCCGCCCACGGUGCCCCCCCCAAUGCAGGAGCUGCCCGACCUGAGCCACCUGACAGAGGAGGAGAGGAACAUUAUCAUGGCAGUGAUGGACCGGCAGAAAGAAGAGGAGGAGAAAGAAGAGGCCAUGCUCAAGAGGUUGCAUCAACAAUUCGAGAGCUACAAGGAGCAAGUAAGAAAGAUAGGAGAAGAGGCUCGGCGUUACCAGGGCGAGCACAAGGACGAUGCUCCGACCUGCGGCAUCUGUCACAAAACGAAGUUCGCAGAUGGCUGUGGCCAUUUGUGCUCCUACUGCCGGACCAAGUUCUGUGCGCGCUGCGGCGGCCGCGUCUCCCUGCGCUCCAACAGCGAGGACAAAGUGUACAGGAAUACUGUCCCUACUCAUUGUGGAUCUCAUCCAUCAGUACCUGUAAGAGUCAUGUGGGUAUGCAAUCUGUGUCGAAAGCAACAGGAGAUCCUAACCAAGUCCGGAGCCUGGUUCUUCGGCAGCGGCCCGCAGCCCUCCCCCAGCCAGGACGGGACGCUGAGCGAUACGGCCACCGGGGGCGGCUCAGAUGCGCCCAGGGAAAAGAAAGCAAGGCUCCAAGAGCGCUCCAGGUCACAGACUCCCCUAAGCACAGCAGCUGCCUCAGCACAGGAGAUCUCUUCUUCCAGCGUGCAGCCCGACCGCAGGAAAGGAGCAGAAGUGUCGCAGCCAGCAAUGGGCCCGGACCAAAAGCAAGUUUCCUCGAGGUCUAGAAGUGAACCUCCAAGAGAGAGGAAGAAGACAGCAGUGGUCUCAGAGGCGAGCGGCAAAGGCUUAAAGAGCGAGCGCAAGCGCGUGCCCAAGCCCCCACUUCCCAAAGAAGCAGCGGCAGACGACAGAGAGCGCAAAGAACGGCACGAAGGUAGAAGGCUGGAGAAAGGCAAGUCACAGGACUACCCAGACGUGCCCGAGACACUUGAGGAAGGCAAAGUGCCUGAUGAUGACAAACAGAGGAAGGAAGAUGAAUUCCAUACCCGUUACAGGAGUGACCCCAAUCUGGCAAGAUACCCUGUAAAGCCUCCCCCUGAGGAGCAGCAGAUGCGCAUGCAUGCCAAGGUGUCUAAAGCGCGGCACGAGAGAAGACACAGUGACGUAGCUCUGCCGCACACAGAAGUGGAGGAGGAGGCGGAGGUACCUGAGAAUAAAUUAGGAAAACGCUCCCAGUUACAGGGAACUCAGGACAGAAAAGCUCUUGUGGAAACUCAGAGGUCGUACUCUAUAGACAGAACAGGUGAUGUAAGAAUUUCUGUUUCUAAACAAUUACCUACCCAUAGCCCACCAACUGCCAGGCGUAGCCCCGUUGCCGUAGAGCGCGUAGAGUACAAGAACCACGAGUCCUUUAGAAACCAGAGCCGCCUUGAUCCUAGCUCUGCUAUUCUCAUGCGAAAAGCAAAGCGGGAGAAAACGGAGACCAUGCUAAGGAAUGAUUCCCUUAGCUCCGACCAGUCGGAAUCAGUGCGGCCACCCCCUCCAAAGCCUCAUAGAGCAAAAAGAGGCGGAAAGAAAAGGCAGAUGUCAGUUAGUAGCUCAGAGGAAGAAGGGGCAUCAACACCAGAAUAUACUAGCUGUGAAGAUGUGGAGAUAGAAAGUGAAAGUGUCAGUGAAAAAGGUGACUUGGAUUAUUACUGGCUGGAUCCUGCCACGUGGCACAGCAGGGAGACAUCCCCCAUUAGUUCGCACCCUGUAACGUGGCAGCCUUCCAAAGAGGGAGAUCGCUUAAUCGGGAGGGUUAUUCUUAACAAGAGAACAACCAUGCCCAAGGAAUCAGGUGCAUUACUGGGGCUAAAGGUUGUUGGUGGCAAAAUGACAGAGCUGGGACGACUCGGUGCCUUCAUUACCAAAGUGAAGAAAGGUAGCUUGGCUGACGUGGUGGGGCAUCUCAGAGCAGGGGAUGAAGUUCUAGAGUGGAAUGGUAAACCCUUGCCUGGAGCUACAAAUGAAGAAGUUUACAACAUUAUUUUAGAAUCAAAAUCAGAACCUCAAGUUGAAAUUAUUGUUUCGAGGCCUAUUGGUGAUAUUCCACGGAUUCCUGAGACUUCUCACCCCCCGUUAGAGUCCAGUUCAAGUUCUUUUGAGUCUCAGAAGAUGGACAGGCCUUCUAUUUCUGUUAUAUCUCCAACCAGCCCUGGAGCACUGCGGGAUGCACCACAAGUCCUACCAGGGCAGCUUUCUGUUAAACUAUGGUAUGACAAAGUGGGGCAUCAGUUGAUAGUCAAUGUUCUGCAGGCAACAGAUUUGCCACCCAGAGUAGAUGGACGCCCCAGGAACCCCUAUGUAAAGAUGUAUUUUCUUCCAGACAGAAGUGAUAAGAGUAAAAGGAGGACCAAAACAGUAAAGAAAAGUCUAGAGCCAAAGUGGAACCAAACUUUUCUCUACUCCCAUGUCCAUCGUAGAGAUUUCAGAGAGCGAAUGCUUGAGAUAACUGUCUGGGAUCAGCCAAGAGUACAAGAAGAAGAGAGUGAAUUUCUUGGAGAGAUUCUUAUAGAGCUGGAGACAGCACUUUUAGAUGAUGAACCACAUUGGUAUAAGCUACAGACACAUGAUGAAUCUUCACUACCUCUGCCUCAGCCAUCACCUUUCAUGCCAAGAAGACAUGUUCAUGGUGGAGAGAGCACUAGCAAAAAAUUACAAAGAUCUCGGCCAAUCAGUGAUAGUGACAUCUCAGAUUAUGAUGUUGAUGAUGGUAUUGGAGUUGUUCCUCCAGUAGGUUAUAGGUCUAGUGCUAGAGAAGGCAAAUCCACCACGCUGACUGUGCCAGAGCAGCAAAGAACGACGCAUCACCGCUCACGAUCCGUAUCUCCUCACCGCGGCGACGAUCAGGGCAGGCCCCGUUCCCGUUUACCAAAUGUGCCAUUACAGAGGAGCUUAGAUGAAAUUCAUCAGAUGAGAAGAUCACGUUCUCCAACUAGACACCAUGAUGCCUCCAGAACUCCAGUUGAUUACAGAUCCAGAGACGUGGAUAGUCAGUAUUUGUCUGAUCAAGAAAGUGAGCUUCUUAUGCUGCCCAGAGCAAAACGAGGAAGAAGCGCAGAGUGCCUACAUACCAUCAGAAGUUCUGUUAGGCACUAUAAAACACUACCACCCAAGAUGCCUUUGCUAGAAAAUGGUACUCAUUGGAACCUCUACAGCUCAACUCUUCCUGCAUGUGCUAAGAGCCAACCUGUGAUUAGACAGGAUAUUUCACUCCUUCGAGAUUGCCUUAACUCACCAACACCGAAACUGGGAGGUGAUCUGCUGGUUAGUGAACUACAGCCCUCCCUUGACAGGGCUAGGAGUGCUAGUACCAACUGCUUGAGACCAGAUACUAGUUUGCAUUCACCAGAACGAGAAAGGGGUAGAUUGUCCCCCUCCCUAGAGAGGAGACGACCUACUAGUCCCAGGAUUCAUAUCCAGCAUGCAUCUCCGGAGGAUGACAGAACAAGGACGCUGGACUCUUGUGUUCCCAAACAGGACAGUGUAGACCACCUAAGUGCUCAACCUGGAGCAGCACAGAGGCAGGCCAGGAAAGUGGAGAGAUAUAGCAGCCAAAAACAAACUAGGAAAGGCUCCGCAGCUGAAACAGAAAGGAUACAUCAACAAGGGAGCCCCACACAGUCUCCUCCUGCAGACACCUCCUUCAGCAGUCGCAGGGGAAGACAACUCCCGCAGGUUCCAGUAAGAAGUGGCAGUAUAGAGCAAGCAAGCUUAGUAGUGGAGGAGCGAACGAGACAGAUGAAAAUGAAAAUGCACCGUUAUAAUCAGACGUCAGGGUCUGGCUCUAGCCAAGAACAUGAGCGUGAGCAAUAUACCAAGUAUAACAUACAAACAGAUCAGUACAGAAGUUGUGAUAACGUCUCUGCCAAAUCAUCAGAUAGUGAUGUCAGUGAUGUGUCAGCCAUUUCCAGAACCAGCAGUGCCUCACGCCUCAGCAGCACAAGUUUUAUGUCAGAGCAAUCUGAACGCCCUCGGGGCAGAAUCAGUACAUUUACUCCUAAAAUGCAAGGCAGACGGAUGGGGACUUCAGGGAGAAUCACUAAGAGCACAAGUGUGAGCGGAGAGAUGUAUAAGCUGGAGCACAAUGACGGGAGCCAGUCGGACACGGCUGUCGGCAUGGUUGGCACAGGUGGGAAGAAAAGGCGCUCCAGCCUUAGUGCCAAGGUGGUUGCCAUAGUGUCUCGAAGGAGCAGAAGCACAUCUCAGCUUAGCCAAACAGAGGCUGGCAGCAAGAAGCUCAAGAGUACGAUACAGAGAAGCACAGAGACAGGCAUGGCAGCAGAGAUGAGAAGCCGCAUGGUCCGGCAGCCCAGCCGAGAAUCCACCGACGGCAGCAUCAAUAGCUACAGCUCCGAGGGCAACUUAAUAUUUCCUGGAGUACGGCUGGGCGCUGACAGCCAGUUCAGCGACUUCCUCGACGGGCUGGGGCCUGCGCAGUUAGUGGGACGGCAGACGCUGGCAACCCCUGCCAUGGGUGACAUCCAGAUUGGAAUGGUGGAUAAAAAGGGCCAGUUAGAAGUAGAAGUCAUUAGAGCCCGUGGCCUCACACAAAAACCUGGCUCCAAGUCUACCCCAGCUCCCUAUGUCAAAGUGUAUCUGCUGGAGAACGGAGCGUGUAUAGCCAAGAAGAAGACAAGAAUCGCACGGAAGACCCUGGACCCUUUGUACCAACAGACACUUGUUUUUGAUGAUAGUCCACAGGGUAAAGUCCUUCAGGUAAUAGUGUGGGGAGACUAUGGCCGAAUGGACCACAAAUGCUUCAUGGGAGUCGCCCAGAUCCUUCUGGAGGAACUGGAUCUGUCCAGUGUGGUAAUAGGCUGGUAUAAAUUAUUUCCACCUUCAUCACUCGUGGAUCCAACCUUGACUCCCCUGACACGCAGGGCUUCCCAGUCAUCUCUGGAAAGUUCAACUGGGCCUCCCUGCAUUAGAUCCUAGUAGCAGGUGCUGUCUAUUGAAACAUCACCCAGGAUACCAAUGGGAACCAGACAAUUACACGGUGAAACAAACCCAAACCAAACCACUGUUGAAGAGAGACAAUCACUUCUGUUCCUGCUUGUAGUAGCUACCCCAAAAUACGUCUGUCUGCCGAGAGAUGGCUUAAGUUGGCAGAGCAAAGGUUUAUCACACACAGCCAAUCUAUUAGAGGCUAUCACCGAUGCUUAUCACCACCCCAAAAGUAAAGAGAGAGCGACCCUUAGAUUCCACCUAAGUCAAAGAUGACCCAAACUGGAAGCUCUCCCUCUGUUACCACCGUUGUCUUUCCCCCCUUUUGACAGAGCCCUCAAGCAGCGUUACCUUCCUGGUGUUUUCAGCAGGGUUUGCUCUUUCUUUUCUGUACUUGUUACUUUCACUGGUUUGGGUUUGGGGUUUUUUUUUGCAGUUGUUGUUGAUUUUUGGUUGCCAUUGCCACGUGAUCCUGCUAGUUUUGUCCUCACAACGCUAACAGAGACUCUUCUUUAUUUCUUCUUGUGAACCAAACUCCAAAGGGCUGAAGCACAUCUCUGUAAGCAUCGUUAAUAAAGCGUUCGGCAGCCAAUUCAAAUCCUUCCUCACUUCCUGGGCGCUUCCAAGUCCCUCAAGGAAGAACCCAGAACACCCAACCAAGCUAAGUUCAUACCCUUAAAAUAUAUAUAUCUCACAGUGCCAGCUUUUUUUCCCCUCCUUUUCUUUGUGAAAUAACAAAAUCAAGCAGAUCUGUUUGCAUUUUAUAGAAGAACUUUUCCGUUGAGGAUGUUUUGCAUGGAAGAACUUUGAAGAAUUCUGCAACUGGGGCCUGGGAAUGAAAAAAACAAUAAAAAACAAAGCAGCUUUAGUCUUCAUUUUUGGGGUUGUUUUUUUUUUGACCUGUUACUGGUAAUGCAACAUUUUCCCCUCCUAGAAACGGAGAGGAAAGCUUUACCUUUCUGUGUAUAGAUGUACAUUUGACCUCCCUGAAGCGUUGACCGGGGAUGGAUUGAGCGUAGGACACUUCUCAGCUGCACCCAGGGGCUCCUCUUGGCUUGCCCCCAACCCCAGGGCUUAGGAGCAUGGUGUGAGCCGUUCGGUCUUUGCGCUGGGCUGUUCCAGCUGAAAAAAUCUUCUGCACUUCACUGAGGUUUUUAAAUCUGGGUUUGAGUUUACAUUUCUUUGAGAUGGAUGCAAGCACAAGGCUUGGUUUUUUAACGCCAGAGAGCUGACUUUUUUUUUUUGGAGUAAAAAAAAACAAAAAGGAAAAAAAAAAAGGAUCAAAAAACCAAACAAAUGACCAAAAAAAAAAAGAAGAAGAAGAAGAAGAAAAUAAAUAUAUAGAGAGAUAUAUAUAUAUAAGGUCUGGUUUCGAUUUGCUUUUUCUUCAGUUGAGUUCUUCUUGGCCUUGGAAACAAAAGGAAAACCACCACAAAGCAAAAGAAACACAGGAAGAAAACAAAGCCCCUUGUGAUAUUCUGUACAUGUGCAAAACAAACCCAAAACAUCCCAACUGCAGAUUUCUGCAGGUGCAUUGAGAUAUUUCCUCCCUCCCCCCCCCCUCACCCUCCUCCUUUUCCUUUUACAGGCCAUUGGAUUUUUUGUUCUUUCUCUUUUUUGGUGACCACACCAAUGGAGCAGCAUGACUUGGAACUGUUUCAAAGCCGCAUGCAAAGUUUUGUAUGAAAACCAAACAAAAAACCCACCACAAACAAACAGCAGCAACAAACCAACGACAACAGCAACAGAACAAAACAAAACAAAACAAAACAAAAAAAAAAGAGAUGAAAAAACAAAAAAGCCAAAAAAAAAACACCCGAGAGAGAAAAGGUCAUUUACUAAUGUAUGUUAGUUCCACAUAGGCCAGCUUGUAUGUUGCAUGUACUUGUACAGUUUGCUCGUAAUGACUAUACUGAAGUUAACCAAGAAAUCUAAGCCAUCCAUUUUUUCUUAUUAUAGGCAUUUUGCAGGUUUUAGCCAGGCUAGGUCUGUUGAGUCUGGUGCUAAAUGUCUAUAGAUGGACUUUAUUUUUUAACCCUCUGGAGAAAAAAAAAAAAUACAAAACAAAAAAAAACAACACCCAACCUGAUGUAGUAUGGACCAAAUUCCUUCGACUAAUAACUCUUUUUGGUGUAGAUUCCUACCGUGGGGCUGUAAGACAUGUAGAAACUGUGUACACACUAGGUUUUAAUCCAUAGACAUACUGCCUGCACCGAGUGAACUAUUUAUUCUUACUCAACACGUGGGAAUUAACUCUGCCCAGCUUUCCAUGGGGCACAGAUUGGUUACUGCUCGACCUGCUGAGCAGGAAGAACUCAAGCAUUGGUGCACUACUACUAGAUCCUGUUCUGUCUUAGUGGCCAAAAGGAAAACCCAACCGACUAGGUAUAAUUGGAUAGCAUCUUUCUAUUUGGACCACUUGUCUUAACACUUUCCCCCUCCCCACCCUGUGCUUUUAAAUGAACUUCCAACUCAUGUUCUGUAAACAUGUUUAAUAAAAUUUCCUUUUCAUGUCCA
Messenger RNA from Pogoniulus pusillus (Red-fronted tinkerbird), 7840 nucleotides. It is a transcript of the gene RIMS1, whose product is annotated as regulating synaptic membrane exocytosis 1. NCBI's taxonomy places the organism in Eukaryota, Metazoa, Chordata, Aves, Piciformes, Lybiidae. Gene Ontology annotation, biological process: calcium ion-regulated exocytosis of neurotransmitter; regulation of synaptic plasticity; intracellular protein transport. Gene Ontology annotation, cellular component: cytoskeleton of presynaptic active zone; presynaptic membrane. The record is from RefSeq and is a predicted model, not a curated record. The coding region runs from base 353 to 5314 and encodes 1653 amino acids. The transcript has 34 exons. Gene Ontology annotation, molecular function: transmembrane transporter binding; small GTPase binding.